This is a messenger RNA of Pyrus x bretschneideri (Chinese white pear), 3623 nucleotides long. RefSeq lists its product as uncharacterized. The transcript has 14 exons. The record is from RefSeq and is a predicted model, not a curated record. The coding region runs from base 106 to 3543 and encodes 1145 amino acids. Lineage: Eukaryota; Viridiplantae; Streptophyta; Magnoliopsida; Rosales; Rosaceae.
ACUUUGAAAAAAAUGCACCAAGGUGGAGGCCUCUUACCUCAAAAGCAAAGGGUUGGUUGAGAGGUAGUUAAUGAGGUUUUUGUGAACACCAUUAAAGGUGCAGUUAUGAGACUGUCAAGAUGGACACUGGUGUGGUUGCCCUGCCCUUUUCUAUUUGAGAGCUUUAAUGCGAUUUACAUGGCCGUCCUUGGAGGUGGUUUCCUCAUGUUUCCUCGGUAUGCCUUUAUUGUGCUUAGUUUGCUGUAUCUACAAGAUGCAGCUGAGUCCAUGGUCCUCGUUCGUUUCGACAGAGCUCCGCCGGCACAGUCGAGGUAUUCUUCCGCUGUUUUCCGCUACUCCGUUGUCAUGCCGGACGGUUCCAAUGCAUGCAAGCACAACGUGUGUUCCAUUUUCUGUCAGCUUGAUGGCCAAAUUUUGAGUCCAUGUCCGGCUCGUGUCAUUGUAUUCAAAAACUUGACCGUUAACUGCCAUCACGAAUUUCGUCUCAACGUCACAACUCGGGAUGGACGGAGAAACUCAUCAGCUUAUUCUUGGUUCAUUGAUACAAUACCACCAACUGCAACAAUUUUUAGUGAACAGAAUUACACGAGUGCUGAAAAAAUAGCCAUUGAUGUCACAUUUAGUGAAGCUUGCACCGGAAAGGGCGGCUUCACAUGUUUGAACUCAUCAAUCUGUGAUGUCAUAGUAAAUGGUCCUGGCCAUGUACAAGCAUCUUCGUUACGCAUGAUUAAACCUAGUAUCAGUUACAGCCUUGAUGUAAUUCUCUCCCCGAAAAGUUUAUACGGGCGUGUUGCCAUCAGAAUGGCAGAUUGUUUUUGUACAGAUCAGGCAGGAAACGGAUUUACAAGGACAAAUGGUUCCACAAUCAUCGUUCGCUUUGAUAGAAGGCCAGUUCUCGCAGAUUUUUGGACCUCCGUUCCAGCCUAUGAGUUGGCGAUUAAUGGGAUUCCACGAACUGUCCGUGCUACUAACAAAAUGGAGGACUUGGAAAUAUUUUUGGACUUCAGCAUUCCCGUUAUGAACACAACAGAGCAGGUCCGGAAUGCAUUGGUUGUAAAUUCGGGUAUCUUAGUACCUAGUCAUGGUAGAAAUCAAGGAAACCGCGGGUUUAAAUUCCAACUCAGAAAUACAUCUGCAACUGAAAUCAUCACGGUUAAAUUACGAGCUGGAUUUAUACUCGGGAGGACAGGCACUCCUGUCACAUCGGUUCCCUCGGUUACAUUUCUUUAUGAUUCUGUGGAGACUGGUGUAGGGUUGAGUACCGGUUCUCAAAAUUUUACAAAGGACCGUGUCAUCAGUGUGGUAGUUGAGUUUACAAAGCCGGUCUUUGGCUUUCAGGCCUCCAUGGUAAAUGUGUUCGGGGGUAGAAUAACAAGGUUUAGGGAACUCUCGAGAGCUCUGUACUCGUUGAAAGUUUUGCCAGCCACGGAGAAUGUAGUGUCAGUUGCGAUUCCAGCAGGGAAAGUAUAUGACAUAUCAGGAAAUCCAAACAUGGCAUCUAACCAACUCGAAGUGAAAUACUACUCAACCCCUGCAAUAUCAAUCGCAUUGCACUCUUUUGUUACUGUGGGUAUAUUAGCGACAUCAUUAGCAGCUGCUAUUUUCUCCGUUUCUUCUGCAAAUCUUGGAGCAGUGGGAACUCUUGCUUCUGAGAGUUCCAACGCCGUUGCUUCUGACUCAAUGAACCUUCAUGGUAUGGUCGGACACCUUCAAGUUUUUGUUCUCGCAGACUGGCUCCCAGUUAAUCAGCCAAUUGAAUAUUUGGAGACAACGAAAGGUCUUAAGUGGCUCAUACCUCGCCAGGAGCUUCCAUGGAAAAACGACAACUCUUCAGGUUGGCCACACCAAGAGAAGCUUGAGACAACGACUUCAACUGAAAUUGACAUAUGUUUUACCAACUCAUCUUAUAUGUGGUAUGAUAUACCAGUGCCAAUUGAGGUGUACCCCAAUUCGGGUUGGCUUCAUGGACUGCAUAGUAUGCGUAUGCCACCUUAUGGACAACCUCUUGAUUCGAAUGAAUACUUCACAUAUUUCUUGAGAGGAGAGCCGUUGUCUGCUAGCAAUGUCAUCAAGGGAAUGGAGAAUUACAGAGGGUGGGAAGAUUUGCAGAUGAACCUUUUUUGGCUUGGCAUUGGAGGAGGCAGUUUAGUCGUAAUCCACGUGUUGGUAGUACUUUUCCUAAGGUGGAGACUAGGGACUCCAGUUCACGGAAUACUCUCAGUGCCCAGAUUCGAGCUCUUUCUUUUGAUUCUCAUGCUGCCUUGUAUCUCUCAGUCCUCUGCAUUUGUUAUUAAAGGUGGUACGAUGGGGGGAAUAAUUAUUGGGGCUUUAUUGCUAGCUAUCCCCACAGCCCUUAUCUUAUCGGUGUGUCUUUUUCAAAUCAUUGCAAUCUUCUCCAGCAAUUUUUUUCAGUACAAGGAAGUCAAGCAUGUAGCUAGAAAAGAUCCGUGGUAUGCAAAGCUCUGGUAUUUAUUCACUGGGAGACCCAGAGCCGGAAAAUGGUUUCAUAAGGAAGGGCUUCCUUCGUCUUUCCUUCAACAAUUUGGGAUUCUCUUCAUAAGUUUGCGGGGUCCUCCAUUGAUCAUCUCUGCUGAUCAAAAUGAACCGAACAGCGUAUCCAAAUGCACUGGAAGUGGCCAUAGUGGUAUUGGGAAAAUGGGACCGGUCAGCUUGGAUGAAAGCACAGCAGAAACAACAAUUCCUAUAUCCAAAAGGCUCUUGGGUUGUGCUAGAUCCUCCUAUAUUAUUCUCGAUCUUUUAAGACGGGUCUGUUUGGGCAUCAUAUCCGGAGCUAACUCAUCAACGAAAUCAAGCCAAAGCAUAUUAGCAUUGGCCAUUACCCUGGUACAGUUCAUCUAUCUAUUUACUCUGAAACCCUACAUCAAGAGGGCAGUCCAUCUGGUGGAAAGUGUCUCUCUACUGUGUGAGGUGGGCCUAUUUUCGCUAUUUAUCGUUAUUAAUGGCUCAAAUCUUGUUAAAUCAAGAAGCUUCGGAUUUAUAAUGCUAGCUCUCCUGUUCGUUACCUUCGUUGCCCACAUGAUAAACGAAUGGUAUACUUUGGUAAAAUCCGCACUCAGACUCUCACAGCCUCAAAAAAAUUCAUUCAAGCUCGGAUUGAAGUUUGUUGCUAAGGGUCUGAUCCUCCCGUUCCUUCCAAGGAAACAAUGGUCAAGACUCACAGCUGCAUCCUCUCAGCCUACAACAGGCCUAGCUCCACUCCUUCCGGAUACAAGAGCACCGCAUGCUGACCCUAUUAGCGCUAUGACUGCAACCAUAGUCCCUGUGCUCAGUCCGGGAUCACCUGGCCCUAAUGUUGUACAAAUCAUAGGUUCCACUAAUGUGGAGACGGCCCUUGGCACACAGACAGCAGCAGAAGCAAAACGGCAAAAGGGUCUUAAACUAGAGCCGACAAGUGAUCUGAAGAAACUGAGGGAGCUGGCAAUGGCAAGCUUUUCGGGAUAUUCGAAUCUUGAGGAAGCCAGUACUAGCUAUGGUACUAGGAUGCAAACUCCUCGAGCCUCUACUUCUAGAACAAAACAGUAGUAUAAAAACUAGCAUCAAAUUUUCUGAUCUAUUAAUGUAGUUCCUGUGGUUUACAAUCUGAUAGACAUUUUUAUGCUGAA